AUGUAUCAUUCACAGAGAACUCUCAGGCUCAAUUCGAAGAUGGCGCCUGGACCGAGUCCCUUGUCUGCCUCAUUCUCGGACUCGGAAGGUGACCACCCGCAGCGUCAGGAACGUGAAGAUCUUUCUUCAGAGCUCAUAAAAAGUCUCAAGCAAGCUUGUCGGAAUCUCGAGAGACGUAUGAUUGAGGAAGAAGAGAAGAGAAUGUGGGCAGCGGUUACAGCAGGAAAGUCGAUUAAGGCGACGAAGCGAUGGAAAGGAAGAAGUCCUGCAGGAAGCGGGAGCUCAGAGAAUCGAAGGAAAAAUUGA
Messenger RNA from Botrytis sinoallii, 306 nucleotides. RefSeq lists its product as uncharacterized. The record is from RefSeq and is a predicted model, not a curated record. NCBI's taxonomy places the organism in Eukaryota, Fungi, Ascomycota, Leotiomycetes, Helotiales, Sclerotiniaceae. The transcript has a single exon. Bases 1 to 306 code for a protein of 101 amino acids.